Argentina anserina (silverweed cinquefoil) is the source of this 1437-nucleotide messenger RNA. Its product is annotated as myb-related protein 306-like. The record is from RefSeq and is a predicted model, not a curated record. Gene Ontology annotation, biological process: response to auxin. Bases 113 to 1207 code for a protein of 364 amino acids. Lineage: Eukaryota; Viridiplantae; Streptophyta; Magnoliopsida; Rosales; Rosaceae. The transcript is spliced from 3 exons.
AAAAAACAUUGUCUUAGUUUUCAACACUCUCUUCAGUCUCUCUUGUGGCUACCCAGGAAGACCGCUCCUCUCUUUGUUUUUGAGAAAGAAUUGAAGAAGAAAACAAGGCAAAAUGGGCAGACCUCCUUGCUGUGACAAAGAAGGUGUCAAGAAAGGACCUUGGACUCCUGAAGAAGACAUCGUUUUAGUCUCUUACAUACAAGAACAUGGACCUGGAAACUGGAGGGCUGUUCCUACCAAUACUGGUCUGCUGAGAUGUAGCAAGAGUUGCAGGCUUAGAUGGACCAACUACCUGAGGCCUGGGAUCAAACGCGGGAACUUCACUGACCAUGAGGAGAAGAUGAUCAUCCAUCUUCAAGCUCUGCUGGGCAAUAGAUGGGCUGCAAUAGCUUCAUAUCUACCUCAGAGAACUGAUAAUGACAUCAAGAAUUACUGGAACACUCACUUGAAGAAGAAGCUGAAUAAGCUCAACCAAAUUGGUGGCCACUCAAAAGAUGAGGGAUUCAGUAGUACUUGUUCUCAGCAGGCAACAAUAGCAAGAGGUCAAUGGGAGAGAAGGCUUCAAACUGAUAUCCACACGGCUCGACAAGCUCUUCGUGAAGCGCUUUCUCCUGCUGAGAACUACAAGCCCGAUGGAUUUGCAGGCACUGUGAGUUUGGGUAGUACUAGCACUAGUACCAGUACAGACUUGAAACCCUUGAUGGAUAUUGUACCUGCAGGCCAAGCAGAUCAAUCACCUUCAACCGCUAUGAGUGCUGUUACUUACGCUUCUAGCACUGAGAACAUUUCAAGGUUGCUCAAAAGUUGGAUGAAAAAUCCUCCAAAGUCUGCCAAGACUAAGACCACCGCAGCUGCUGGGGUUAUUAAUUCUACAUCAAGUAAUGAGGAGGCGGCACUAUCUGCAGCAAACACUACUACCACUACUAGUACUGUUGGCCAUGGAAAUGCAGAAUUGUCUGAUGCACUUGAGUCUCUGUUUGGUUUUGAGUGCUCGAUAGAAGCUUCCAAUUCGGAUCUCUCCCCAACUAUGUCACCUGAUCAGGGCAACCUAUUCCAAGCCGAAAGCAAACCGGAUGUCGGCCAAGAUCAAUUGCCACUGUCAUUGCUGGAGAAGUGGCUUUUCGAUGAAGCUGCCGUUAUCCAAGGGAAAGAAGUACACUAUAGUGAUUUUAUGGCUUUAGAUGGUGAAAAUGCUGACUUUUGCUGAAGAGUAUCACUACUUGCUUGUUUCAUUCUGGGCACAUUGGAGCAUCUUCUUCUUUAGUUCGCUCACUUUUGGUUGUAGUCUUGUAGAUCUGUUGAAGAACUACUGAUUAAUUUCACGGGGAUUUAAGUAGCAGAGGGAAAUUCUUAGAAAUCUUCUUUGCUAGAACACGGAAAUGUAAAAAUAAAAUAAAAAAUUAUUUAAGCUAUUAUGUCAAGUCUACGUACGUCUUA